Molecule: messenger RNA, 1158 nt
Organism: Verticillium dahliae VdLs.17
Lineage: Eukaryota; Fungi; Ascomycota; Sordariomycetes; Glomerellales; Plectosphaerellaceae
Product: zinc carboxypeptidase A 1
Exons: 4
Coding region: 1-1158 (385 amino acids)
Biological process (GO): proteolysis
Molecular function (GO): metallocarboxypeptidase activity; zinc ion binding
Source: RefSeq, a predicted model, not a curated record
AUGAAGUUCCGAACUGCCACCCUCGCGGUCCUCGCCACCGCCGUCGCCGCCACCGAGUUUGUCACCUACGACGGCUAUCAGGUCUUCCGCGUCGCUACCGGCAGCGACUCGGCCACCGUCCAGGCCCAGCUCGAGGCUCUCGAUGCCAUUGUCGAGGAUGACCACCACGCGCCCGGCCACCUCGACGUCGCCAUCGCCCCCGAGAACCUCGACGCCUUCAAGGCCCUCGGUCUCGCGAGCGAGCUGCUCCAGGAGGAUCUCGGCGCCGACAUUGCCGCUGAGAGCCAGGGCAACGUCUACCAGCGGAGGCAAAACGAUGAUUCUACGCUGCCCGACCUGUCCUGGUGGGACUCGUACCACCCCUACGCCGAGCACGGCGACUUCUUCGACGACCUGCACGCUUCGUUCCCCAACAACUCGGAGCUUUUCGUCGCCGGCAAGUCGUACGAGGGCCGUGACAUUUACGGCAUCCACUUCUGGGGCAAGGACGGCAAGGAUGCGAACCCUGCCGUGUCGUGGCACUCGACCGUCCACGCACGCGAGUGGGUGUCUGCUCUGACGACCGAGUACCUCGCUUACAAGCUCAUCUCGGGCUACCUCGAGGGCGACAAGGGCACCCAGGCCCUCGUCGACAAGUUUGACUACUACGUCAUUCCCUUUGUGAACCCCGACGGUUUCGUCUUCACCCAGACGUCAACUCGCCUCUGGCGCAAGAACCGCCAGCCCCGUGCCAACACGACGUGCGUCGGCACCGACGGCAACCGCAACUGGCCCUUUGGCUGGCACUACCCGGGCGGCGCCUCGGACAACCCCUGCGGCGAGACCUACCGCGGCCUCGCCGCCGCUGACACGCCCGAGAUUGCCUCGCUCGUCGCCUGGACCGAGACGGUCAAGGCCAAGCACGGCGUCAAGCUCUUCAUCGACUUCCACUCCUACGGCCAGUACGCCCUGCAGCCCUACGGCUACGACUGCUCCGUCGUGCCCCCCAACUUUGACCGCCAGGUCCACGUCGCCAAGUGCUACGCCGACGCCGUCUUCGCCGUCAACGGCUCCAAGUACGUCUACGGCUCCAGCUGCCGCGAGCUCUACGCCACCACCGGCAGCGCCCCCGACUUUCCACGCCGGCGCCGUCGAGGCCGAGUUUGCCUGGACCAUUGA